Molecule: messenger RNA, 3207 nt
Organism: Paralichthys olivaceus (Japanese flounder)
Lineage: Eukaryota; Metazoa; Chordata; Actinopteri; Pleuronectiformes; Paralichthyidae
Source: RefSeq, a predicted model, not a curated record
GGGCGCGUUUUCCGAAGUGGUGAUGGCUCGGGAGAAGACCACGGGAAAGAUGGUGGCGAUCAAGUGCAUCCCCAAAAAAGCACUGAAGGGGAAGGAGACAAGCAUCGAAAAUGAAAUCGCCGUGCUGAGGAAGAUAAAGCACGAGAACAUAGUGGCUCUGGAGGACAUCUACGAGAGCUCAAACCACCUGUACCUCAUCAUGCAGCUUGUGUCUGGAGGUGAGCUGUUUGACCGCAUUGUGGAAAAGGGCUUCUACACAGAGAUGGAUGCCAGUCGACUCAUCCGACAGGUUUUGGAUGCGGUCAACUAUCUGCACUCUAUGGGCAUAGUGCACAGAGACCUCAAGCCUGAGAACCUGCUGUACUUCAGUCCUCAUGAUGAGUCAAAGAUCAUGAUCAGUGACUUUGGCCUCUCCAAGAUGGAGGGAACAGGUGACGUGAUGGCCACCGCCUGUGGGACUCCGGGAUACGUGGCUCCUGAGGUUUUGGCUCAGAAGCCCUACAGUAAAGCUGUGGACUGCUGGUCCAUUGGGGUCAUCGCUUAUAUUCUGCUUUGUGGUUACCCUCCUUUCUACGACGAAAAUGACUCAAAGCUCUUUGAGCAGAUCCUCAAGGCAGACUACGAGUUUGACGCACCGUACUGGGAUGAUAUAUCCGACUCUGCCAAAGAAUUCAUCAGCUGCCUAAUGGAGAAGGACCCAGAGAAGAGAUUCACGUGUGACCAGGCCCUUGAGCACCCCUGGAUUGCUGGAGGCACGGCUCUCUGCAAGAACAUACAUGAAUCUGUCAGCCGACAGAUUCGGAAAAACUUCGCCAAAAGCAAAUGGAGGCAAGCCUUUAAUGCGACGGCUGUGAUCCGCCACAUGAGGCGUCUGCAGCUGGGAACCAGCUUUGGCAGCAGCAUCUCCAGCGACAACUCUGUGUCCAACCCCCAGAGCCGAGCUCCAGCCAAGAGCCAGUCUGUGGACUGCGCCCCGCUCUCCCCAAAGGACUGUCCUCCAAUAGCUCCUCUGCCAUCUGCGGUUAAAGUGAACAAUCAGGACUCUGACAUCCCCUCUCCUGUACGAGAGGAACCAUCUGUGGUGGCCGAGCCGUCACGGCCCCGACCCUCCACCGUUACUGUCAUUCACACUGGGACUAAAUGACGCCAGGUUCCGCGGGAGGUGAGCUGGGAGACCACGGAGCUUUGAGACAGGAUCAAACCAUCCCACGCCUCGUGACUCGAUGUCUUCGCCCAGUUUGCCAAUCCCGCGGCCUCCCACUUGUUUCUGCCAAACACGGGAGGAAUUUAAGGAGCGUUUGUUUCAGCUCCAUUUACCAUGGCUGUGAGCCCGCCCCCCUCGAUGCCUGGCUUCCCACUGUCAUACAGACCCCGAAGUACAGAGGGGGAGAAGUUAAGCAGAAGUUGUUGAGGGAAGCCAUGUUCAGGCUGCAUCAUGGUUGGACCAACAACCUGCUGGUGUGCAGUGCCACACUAAAGGGAAAACUCUUCACUGAAGUUGCUGUCAUUUCUGACUGAGCGUCUUGAGACUGGACGCUCCUCUGUAUGCCUUGUGUAAAUAUCCUGUCUAGGACUAUACUGUGGAGUGAUAAGUGAAACAUAAGCUUCAAGUUGUGGUGAAGUAAUCGUGACAUCAUCUGCACUCUGAACUUCUCGUCGUUUUUUGACUGCUCGUUCAUUUGCUGUGGUAUUUGCUACAAUGGCUCAAACGGUCAUGACCCCCAAAAGUGGUGUGUAACUUCUUCGCUUUAAAGUGUGUGUGUGUACGAGAAACACAAGCAGGCUGUGGUCAUGGGGUGUGAACGCUGAGGGUGCAGCCGCGUUGCACUAAAUGUAUCGGAUUAUUUAUUUUCUUACAUUACGACUUUUCUAAAAAUAUCACUUUGAGAAAUGUGUAAAUGUAAAAAAAAAAUUCAACUGGACUGAAAAGUUAUGGCUUUAAAUGAUAAAGACACAAUAUGUGAUAGUUGCUUAUUUGUAAUCACUGUUAUGUUUGAUUGAUUAUUUUUAACGUGCAUGUGAAGUCCUCCUCGACCACAGGAGGGCGACCACGUGUUGUCGCUCUGUGAGCAGUUCUCAGGGAUGUGCUCCGACAUGAAUCUGUCCAAAACACCAGACGCUGCUGCUGAGGAAGGUGAAAGAGCUGAAAAGACAAACCCUCCUAAUCCUGCAUGUUAUUCUAAUGUGUCACUGGGUUUGUUUAUUACAUCAUUACUAACAUAUGAGCAUCGUGUAACUCACACUGAAUGGAUUGUUGCCCCAAUGACAACCUCGAAUCGCAUAUUUAAAGAACUUUUUCGUGUUCACAUUCAUGUCUGGACUUAUAAUUAAUUUGUUUAUAAACAGAUUUCAGUUUUUCCACUUUCUUCUUGUUGCCCUUGUUAUAUUGAGGACAUUUUUGUCAAAAUCAUUCAUUCCUCAAGUCCACCAUUACUCCAAAUCGUGCAUAAUAUUCUAAUGUGCCAUUGAGGCUGACAAAUGUUUUCGUCCCUUAAAUCCAUCAUUACUAACAUAUGAACAUCAUGGAACUCACACUGAAGGCGAUGUUUCCUCAAUGAAGACCUUGAAUUACAGAUUUAAAGAACGUAUUUGAAGUGUGAAUUCAUGUCUGCAGUAAAAAGAAAAAUUGACAAAUGAAUGCAAAUGUAUCAAAUUUGCUCCCAUGGCAGAAGUGUGCGGUCAGUAUAUUGUACAGUUGAGUGGUGAAAAUAUCGUGCUCUGCUUCCGCUCAUGGAGUGUCUGGUCUGUAAACAGGUCACUUUCUCUCUCUGUGUUUAAUCACUGUGCUUUCAUACCAGCCUGUUGAAUUUAGCAGAAAGACUCGUUCUCCUGCUCUCUCUCUCUCGCGCUCUCUCCCUCGUUCACACAGAAAAGAGAAGGGGUCUGUCUUUUUAUUGUCUCUGUGGAUCCUCCAUUUUCCUACGAACGAGGGAGGAAGAAAAGGAACCCUACACCAGAACAUGCCCAGUAUCAAGGGCUACGCCAUCUUGAAUUAUUAAAAAAAUGUUGGAUAGUGAAUGUGUAAAUACAAAUCUCAACCACACAGUUUGCUUGGGUCUUGAGUGUUUAUUUUUGUCUUCCCUCUCAAAAAAAACCACCAAAAGAAAACAUCAGAUGGUGCAUUUAAAGCCCCUCAGUAUGCAUGUAUUAUAUAUUGUUCUGUGGAGUUGUAGAGAUUCAUGUAUUAAAAAAAGAGGCUUGUUCGUA